Molecule: messenger RNA, 632 nt
Organism: Nasonia vitripennis (jewel wasp)
Lineage: Eukaryota; Metazoa; Arthropoda; Insecta; Hymenoptera; Pteromalidae
Product: cuticle protein 16.5-like
Exons: 1
Coding region: 12-287 (91 amino acids)
Source: RefSeq, a predicted model, not a curated record
ACUCACUCACCAUGAUCUGCAAACUCUUCGUCUUCGCCGCUGUCCUGGCCUUCGCCGCCGCCUCAGCCAAGCCCGGCUUCCUCGCCGCCGCUCCGAUCGCUGCCACCUACGCCGCCCCGGCUUUGGCCUACAGCGCCCCAGCUCUGGCCUACAGCGCCCCAGCUCUGGCUUACAACGCCCCAGCCAUCGGCUACAGUGCCGCCCCAGCCUUCGGUUACGGAAUCGGUCUCCGCAGCUUCGGCUAUGGAUACCCAUCGUACGGCUACGCUCGCAGCUUCCACUACUAGAUGACGCACAUGGUACUUUGAAGAUGAUAUAAAAAACACCUGUACAUAUUCGUCCAGCUCAAAAUUCGCAAUAAGAAGAGGAUUUACAAUAAAAGAAUCCGGAUUCAGUCUUUAUUCUUACCGUUUUCUCCGAUGGCUUGUCGAGUUGCUGUUCCGUACCUGAUAUACUCUGUCUGGAAGAACGAAUAGGCAGAGGAUCUCCAUAAUGUUAGUCAUAGCCUGCCAGUGUUAUCAUCGGCAAGUCCACGCAACAAUUUGACAAUGAAAUUCGAGAGAACGUCGAUUUUAUCAAUAUGACAUGCAGAGUUUUUUUCUGUGAAUAAAUACUAAUACAUCUCACCACAA